UGGGCUUCAUCUACUGUCAACUGACGACCAGCGGAUUCCUUUACCAAAUGAUUUAUGGAGCGGACGGAGAGAAGCAGAGAGGUGGGGAUGAGUCACAAGGCGAUCGGGAUUGGGAAACCCUGGGUGUUCAGUUUUGUAGUUGGAUUGACAUUCUUGUGUAACAGAUUCAUAGAGGUUGACGCUUCAAUCCACGAGUAUCGAAAUGACUUUUUCAUCCCCAAGUCAAAUGCUUUCUUCUUCCAUGGCGGCAGCGAGGCUCUUUUCGCUUCUAAGGUAUUCGCUUCUUCUUCCCCCAAUUCCACUGACAAAUCCCUCAAAGGCAAGUCCUUCAUCAGGUUUGAAACUGUUACUUUCGUGAGGACGAAAGAAUCAGCUAGUCAGACGAAUGAAAUGCAGCAAUUUACCGGAUUGGUGGAGGCCAUCAUUUUCGAGGUCAAAGAUAGGGAGCGAAUUGGAGGCUCUUUCCUAAAGUCAGAUAUGAUCUGCUGCACACGCAGUCUUCACGAUGCUGGACAUUGCAAGUCGGGUGAGGUUAUUAUCAAUGAAAACCACGACAACCCCGGCUGGCCUAAGCGCAUCAAGACGUUCUUUGUUGGGAAAGAUGAAACUGCUGUCAUUCCACCUCAAACUAUUGAAAUCAAUAGUACUGGUAUGUACUACCUGUAUUUUAUGUUUUGUGACCCACAACUCAAAGGCACAAUAAUCGAGGGAAGAACAGUGUGGAGGAAUCCGGAUGGCUAUUUACCAGGGAAGAUGGCUCCUCUAAUGAAAUUUUAUGAACUCAUGUCUUUAGCAUAUCUUUUGCUCGGCUUAAUCUGGUUUCUAUGGUUUGUUAAGUAUUGGAAGGAUGUUAUACAGUUGCAUUACCACAUUACAACGGUUAUUGCUCUUGGAAUGUGUGAAAUGGCUAUAUGGUACUUUGAAUAUGCUAACUUUAAUUCAACUGGAAGCAGACCAAUGGGAAUUACUAUAUGGGCGGCGACCUUUACAUCUGUGAAGAAGACGUUGUCUCGCCUUCUUCUGUUGGUUGUUUCAAUGGGCUAUGGAGUGGUGAGGCCAACCCUCGGUGCUAUCACUUCAAAACUGCUCUUUCUUGGUGUUGUGUAUUUUAUUGCAUCAGAGGCACUUGAGCUUGUGGAACAUCUAAGUAACAUCAAUGAUUUCUAUGGAAAAGCAAGGCUUUUUCUGGUUCUACCUGUUGCUUUCCUGGAUUCAUGCUUUAUUAUCUGGAUCUUCUCAUCUUUGUCACGAACAUUAGAAAAACUUCAGAUAAGGAGAAAUAUGGCUAAGCUGGAGUUAUAUAGAAACUUUACCAAUUCUCUUGUUGUAUCUGUUCUCCUUUCUAUAUCUUGGAUUGGCUUCGAGCUAUAUUUUAAUGCAUCUGAUCCGUUAAGUGAGCUAUGGAGAAUUGCUUGGAUCAUUCCAGCCUUUUGGACUUUCCUGUCAUUUUGUCUCCUUGGUGUGAUCUGCUUACUCUGGGCUCCAUCAAGUAACCCUACGAGGUACGCAUAUUCAGAGGAGACAGGCGAAGACUUGGAAGAAGAAGGUAUUUGUUUGACCAGUGGAGGAGAUAUGACUUCCAAAAUGGAAAGGAAGGAAAGGAAGGGACUAAUAAUUACGGGUGAUACUGAGGAGGACAAACGUGAAUAAGUUUGAUUUUUGUUUUUACUUUGUCUGGCCUUCGCCUUUAUGAAGUUUAAUGCAACCCCAAGCCCCCCAAGCCCCGUUGUUGUAUGUAUUUCAUUAGUACGGCCUUGGUAAGUUUACUCGCAAAAUCUUACUACACAAUCCCCGUAUCUAUUUGCAUGGCCCAAAGCAUGAGAGCUUGAAUCGUGAAGAUUAUUAUCCUUGUGCUUGCCAUCACUGGGAUUGCGGGAUAUGCAGUUUACAAGUACAGAAUCCGGGUACUGUUAUUCGAUUGCAUCUUGCAUGUUGAUAUGUUACUGUUGAGAAUUGAAUGAGGUGCAUAAACACCAAAUGGUAUUACAAUCUACUGAUGCUAGAAAAGUCCAUAGUAAAGCUGUGUAAACUGCAAGAAUGAAUGUGUAAUUAUGAGUGCUUGCUUAAGCCUUCGUAUCUGUUUUCAGCUUGAUAUGACCGAUAAAUUUCUAUUUUUACGGUACAAUUUCACUUCA
Messenger RNA from Cucurbita maxima (winter squash), 2135 nucleotides. Its product is annotated as transmembrane protein 87A-like. Gene Ontology annotation, biological process: transport. Gene Ontology annotation, cellular component: membrane; Golgi apparatus. The transcript has 5 exons. The coding region runs from base 55 to 1650 and encodes 531 amino acids. The record is from RefSeq and is a predicted model, not a curated record. NCBI's taxonomy places the organism in Eukaryota, Viridiplantae, Streptophyta, Magnoliopsida, Cucurbitales, Cucurbitaceae.